AUAUAAGGCUCGGCGCGUGGUUCUCUGCGCCGGAGGAGCUCGAGGCUGAGGGCUGCCGCGGAGCGGGGAGCGACCGGGAAGCUGGGCCGCGGGCGCCUCAGCGAUGUUUUACUCAGGGCUCCUCACCGAGGGCGGCCGCAAGGAGACGGACAUGAGGGAGGCGGCGUCGCUGCGGCAGCAGCGCCGGAUGAAGCAGGCCGUGCAGUUCAUCCACAAGGACUCCGCCGACCUGCUGCCUCUGGACGGCCUCAAGAAGCUGGGCUCGUCCAAGGACACGCAACCUCAUAACAUUCUUCAGAGGCGCCUCAUGGAAACCAACCUGUCUAAGCUCCGAAGCAGUCGUGUCCCAUGGGCCUCCAAGACCAACAAGCACAAUCAGACUAAGUCUGAGGGACUAAAGAAGUCUGAGGAUGAUGACAUGAUUUUGGUUUCUUGCCAGUGUGCUGGAAAGGAUGUGAAAGCCCUGGUUGAUACAGGUUGUCAGUAUAAUCUCAUCUCUUCAGCCUGUGUGGACAGACUGGGACUCAAGGAGCAUGUCAGAUCUCACAAGCAUGAAGGAGAGAAGCUUUCUCUACCUCGGCAUCUGAAAGUAGUGGGCCAGAUUGAGCACCUGGUGAUCACACUUGGCUCCCUCUGCCUGGACUGCCCAGCAGCUGUGGUUGAGGACAAUGAGAAAAACUUAUCCCUUGGUCUCCAGACUCUCCGAUCCCUGAAGUGCAUCAUAAACUUGGAUAAGCACCGGCUGAUCAUGGGGAAGACAGACAAGGAAGAAAUCCCUUUUGUGGAGAAAGUUUCCUUGAACGAAGACAACACUUCAGAAGCAUAAGUACAGCCUGCAGCAUGUCUGCACGUAUGCACACACACACCAGGUUGACAGAUUGAGAAAACUGGGUUUGAACCAAAUGCAAUAGCAACUUGCUAUGGACCAAGUCCUUCCCUCUAACAGAAGCUCCAGGAGCUCCUUCCCACCCAGACCUCUCUAGACUUUAGUCUGUGCUUAGAGAUAUUAUCUGGUUAUAGCCAUUGUUUUUACUCCUUUGGUCACUUAAUUUAUAGACAUUUUUGACACUGCCAGGUCUCACUUAUGGCCUAUUUCUCUGCUUCUUCCAGGAAUUUGCUUUUAUUAGUCAAGUAUAGGGGCUGCCAGGUUCUAUUUCUCUAUAGAUACAUUUGCUUCUUUUCCUCUAGCUAAAAUGUAUAACAAAUAGGAACCUGACCUUUACCUCCUUUUAGCUGUUUCCAAGAGGUGCAAGAUACCUAUAUGUCAGAAUUAGAAUUUCUUCUAAUUCAUUCAUUGAUUUCUUAAGUACGAGUUAACCUGAAAGAGCCCAGAGAGAUCAUUUAGUUCAGCCCUUUCAUUUAAAGGUCCAGAGAGGCAAGUGAAUUGUCUAAGCUCAUAUACUGAGUCAGUGGCAGAAGGGACCUAGAACUCAGACCUGACAAGCCAAGGCUAUGUUCAUUCUACCAUGCUGCUUCACCUGUCUUCAAGCCUUGAGAGGAGGACAAAAAGGUGAGGGUUUGUAAAAAGGCAAGGUAGGGGAAGAAUAUGCUUUGGGGAUAGAUACUAUCUAUCUGGGUAGCCCUCCCUCCUGUGUGCUAAGCCCACUAAAAGUCCCCUGCCCCAAACUGUCACAUUUAGGCCCUUAUGUUGGUGCAUAAAGGCCAAGGGUACAAAGAUCAAUAAGAUGGUCUCUCACCUUGAACUUGGAGGGGAGGAGGGGGAAGGAACCACAAAAAGAAGAACAUUAAUCACUCUCUGAGAUGGAAUUGAAGGCUUCAUUAAAUAAUCUGAGCUUCAUUGUCAGACACUGAUGCCCCCAAUAUCCAAUCAGUAUUGCUGUGUAGUCUGCUUUUUGUCUUCUAUGGUCUCAAGUAGCUGGGAACAGGAGAUCAAAGAAACCAGAGCAGGUUGAGAAUAGAGGGGAGUACUGGGUAGAAUCAAUUGGUGGUAAGGUCUACAUAGGAAAACCUUUCUGGAAUGGAGAUCAGGAAUAAAACUUCUGGGCAAGGAAUUGAGGGCUGGAAACUCUUCAGCGCUGUCCUGAUACAAGGAAUGAAGCAAGACAGAUGCUGGUAGUGUUAAGGACAACUUUAUCUGACUGCCCAUUACCUCCUGACCCCUCUGAAAGGGUUGGAGAUCAUAGAGGUUUCUUGAAGGUUUUGUGUUGAGGAUCAGCUUGGGCACAGAUAGCUUCAAUGGAAUCUCGCCUUCAUUGGUCAUAAAGUGUUUGGAGAAGUCAGAAAAACAGCCAGCUGUGGGUAUCCCUUUGAAAGAUUUCCAAGUCUACCCUUGGUUUAUAGCAUUAGUUCCCAGAGUGUUAAAUGGAUCUCACUUUGAACUUUGCCAGGUCCCACCAACAAUCUAGCCUAGUGUUCUUCAGCUCCUAUCUCUACUAAACAGCUCUUUGGGACACUGAAUAUUUUUAGGCUUACAGAAGUCCCUAAAGACUAGGAAAUUGGUGACUGCCAUUUAAACAGUGAGGCAGCUAUACUGAAGCCAGUUGUCACUGGGUCAUCCCCACACCACCUUCUUACACCAUCUAUAGAGGAAGUGAGAUGGAAAACUAAGCACAACCACAGUAGGGGAGACCAUAUCUGAAGCUCAGCGGGGGUGACCCCAGCCUACCAGCCUUCAGUGUCCCCUCCUACUUCACCCUGUUUUCUUACCAAGUGGGAACCUGUACCUUUCCAAUGAGACCUCUCCAUUGUCCUUGCCUACCUAUCGUGGCACCACUCUGACCUGCUACUUAUCCUAGGAAUGAAUUGAAAUACUUCACUCCUUCCUAGUUGGAAGUUCCACUCUGAGCCUUGACUCUUGGCCAAAAGUGUGGUGUGUUGGAAGUUCCUAGACUUGUUAAUCUUUAUUUGUUUUCCCUGUGGACCAGUGAGGCCAGGAAUUCUCAGGUGCUGAAAGAUGUGACUGAUUCUGGCUUUUUGAGUUCAGGAUUAUAUGGCUUCAGGGGGAUGAGCAGAUCACCCUUAGAGGCCUCUGAGAAUCAGCCAGUGAUUUUCCAAUUUUGGAAUACAAACAAAUGAAGUGAUCUGAACUUAAGGUCUCAUAAUAUUAAUGUAGUCAAAUGACUAAAAUUCAUUAACCAAAUAAUUGUGUUUUACACUUCAGGCUUGAUAGAGGUACCUUAAAAUGUCUAGACAAUUAUGGGAAGUCUUGAGCUUCAUUAAUCUUCUUUAAAUGUUGCCAAGUUGUAUGCUGAUAGUCUAUAUUUCCUUGAUAUUUAUGAGGGAGCACUGGAUCUACUUUUGGGGAGGCUGGCAAGGUAAACAAGUAAAGUCAGUUCUUUCCAGAAUCCUAGAAAAUUCACUCUGGUGCCUCUGAUUGAUUGUGAAAGAGAACGUCCACUCACGUCACAGUUCUGAAGACAGGCAGCAGCAAAAAGUAAACUGUGGGACUGAUACCCUCUCAUUCCUUAUUAGGUGUCCAUCCCAAAUAUAGGGAGUUUGAAAAGUAUUGUUUUUGUCAUUUGGUAUUUCUAUCACUGACUUACUUGAGGAGCAAAUGUUUUCUGACUUUUCUAUUCCUUACCCUGCACAGACCCCAGCUGGUAAGAUUUUCUAUUCCUUAGAUCAAAGCGCCAAUAGAAUGGAUUGUAUGCAGCUGCCCUCACUCUUGUGUAAUAGAAAUAUCUUUCAGGUUGGGGACAUGGGGGAGAUGAACCGGAUUCCUCCCUCCUUCUGUUGCUAGGCCUCUGCAUUGGCACUUUAUUUGCUCAGUGUUUCUCGCUGUGUUAGGUUUAUUUGUGAGAUUGAUGUAACAAUAAAGUGAAAUCCUCCCCUCUG
Messenger RNA from Manis pentadactyla (Chinese pangolin), 3795 nucleotides. It is a transcript of the gene NRIP3, whose product is annotated as nuclear receptor interacting protein 3. NCBI's taxonomy places the organism in Eukaryota, Metazoa, Chordata, Mammalia, Pholidota, Manidae. Gene Ontology annotation, biological process: proteolysis. The transcript has 7 exons. The record is from RefSeq and is a predicted model, not a curated record. Bases 104 to 826 code for a protein of 240 amino acids. Gene Ontology annotation, molecular function: aspartic-type endopeptidase activity.